CCCAGGCUGCCAGCUGCAAGCCGAGCCUGGCGACUCGGCGGCGAGCAUCCAGCGCGGGAGGCGGCAACAGCAUGACUGCCCCCCAGCCAGCCAUGCCCGAGCUAAGCCCAGCGGAGGAGGCCGGAGGCCCAGCGGGAAAGGCUGCGGCAGGUGCCCAGGAGAAGGGCCCCGAGCUGGGCCCGCGGCUGCCCUCAAUUGUGGUGGAGUCCAGCGAGGCGGGUUCUGUGGAGAGUGGGGAGCUGCGCUGGCCGCCAGAGGGCGCCCUGAGGGGGUCAGCCCAGACCCAGGGCGGGGCUGCCUCCUCACUGAGGGAAGCACCCGGGAAGGCCCCGGAAGAUGCCAGCAGCAAGCACACCAGCUGCAAGGACCAGGCCCCCCUGGGCCCCCAGUAAGGGGGCAGGACAUGGCCUGAUUCUGCUGUGCAGGGCUUGGGGGGUGGAGGCACCCCGCAAACCCUGCUGGCUGACACCUGGGAGGGCCUCGGCCCCAGAGUGGCUGGGCUGAUGCUUGGAGAGGGGACAGCACAGCCACCACCUCCUGCCUCCUGGGGCCUGGCCAGGACCACCGCCUGCCCUCUCCCGUCUGCAGCCCGGGAUCUGGGUCACACCCUCCUUGUCCUGAGGUUUGAAGCAGAAA
This is a messenger RNA of Lutra lutra (Eurasian river otter), 636 nucleotides long. It is a transcript of the gene LBHD2, whose product is annotated as LBH domain containing 2. The transcript is spliced from 4 exons. Bases 72 to 392 code for a protein of 106 amino acids. Lineage: Eukaryota; Metazoa; Chordata; Mammalia; Carnivora; Mustelidae. The record is from RefSeq and is a predicted model, not a curated record.